CACGAACGCCGUUGCGCGCUUGUGUGCUUGAUUUAUUUUCGUUGAUAGAUCUCUUGAGAGAGUGGGUGCCAGUUGAAUCUUCCUUUUUGUCAGUCUUUUUUUUCCUUCGACGUCGUUUUCCUCUUUAAGGCCAGCGAAGAUUUUAUGGUGUAGCAGUCGAGCAGUGCUCGCGGUGAGUCGAAGAGAUAUAUUCAUGUGACAGUCUCUUCGUAAAAAUAUUCGGUGUGACGCAAAAUCAUCUUCUAUCUCAUUUCGAAAAUUAUGGUGCCAAAGAGACUUUUUCGUUUCCUCCUCGACAUGAAAACCGAGGCGUCAAGCAACAAAGGACCCCCUAGCGUCAUAACGCUCGCUUUCUCGGUAUUAACGCAUUUCCUUCUUGUGGCUCCUGUGAUAUAUAUCUUGGUACUCGCUUUCAGCAAGUACAGUUUCUUCUCUUGGCAUCCGAUUUGCAUGUCUCUCGGGGUCGGUCUUCUAAUCACGGAAGCUGUCUUCAGCGUCUCCGGCGAGGCGUACAUCGCAUCGAAGUUACCCAAGCGUAACAGGGUGACGAUACACUGGAUCCUACACACGAUAGGCUUGUCCCUAGUAGGGAUCGGUCUGAUUAUCAUUAUCGUCAACAAGAUCAGGUUCAAUGGGUCCCAUUUCGCAACGACUCAUUCGCAGUUGGGUCUAGUAACGAUUAUAUUAUCCGUUUUGACCGCGGUUUUCGGGAUCGCGACUAAAAACAUCACAUGGUUGUAUCCGCGCGAAAGACCGAUACUCUUCAAGAGCACGCACGCUUUAGGAGGUACCGCAGUGCUCAUUCUUCUACUGGCUACCCUCAUCAAUGGAACCUACACUCACUGGUGGCCUGGGACCGUCACAGGAAGAAGUCUGACUUUCGCCUCGUUGUUCAUCGCGGGCUUCCUGAUACUCGUGAAACCAGUCCUCGGAGCAGUCUCAAAGUGUAGAGUUAUUUUCGGACCACCCUCGGAUAAUGAUUAAGAUAUUACGCUGGAGUUUCCAUUCAAGCUCGUCGAGGUGACACGAGAGUUGCUUCAGAAACAAGGUACACUUGUAUUCUUUACAAUAAUUUUGGUAGUGAUUGUAAAGAAACCCGUGCGAUUAUCCAGUCCAAUUGAGAAUAAACCAUGCACAAAAUUGAAUACUUCAGAAGCUUUAAUAUAUCUAUAAUGUGUUCUUUAUAUGUUAAAUAAUGUUUGCUAAUACUAAAGCAACGUCUUUCUUUAAUUAGUAGAUCAAUUUGUACGGACUUGUUUCAUAUCUCGAAAAUCCUAAAUUUUCAUUAAUUUGUAAAAUUUCAUUUUGUCUCUCAGAAAUUAGUCACUGGCGAAAACCAAAAUAUAUAGGCAGCAUAUUGUUAAUCAUGUAUACCAACACUUUAUUGAUUACACACGCAUCUCAUAUACAUUUAUUACACAUUAUAAAGUUACAUAUGCGCGUACACACACGCGUACAUACGUUUUUGUUGAUGCCUCCGAUAUAUAUAUAUAUAUAUUUUUUUUUUCAUAAUGCAAUGUACAUAUAUAACAUAACACAACGUAUUUAUUUGGUAUUUUUAUACCUCGUACAUAUCAUCUGUAUUUUAUUUAUAGACUCUUAUUCACACACGCAAUCAAUGUUCUUCAAUUAUCGUUGAACUAAUAAUUUUUGGGUCCAGCCCUUUCUUCUUUUUUAUUUGCACGAGGACUACUUAAGAUUAUGCAACAAUAUGUAAACACACACGCAUACAUCCUCGUUUAUCUAUUUAGGACGUAUAUAUGAUAUAGUUAUUUUUAUUUCUGUCUUUCUCUCUCUCUGCUGAGACUUUCCUAAUUCUGUAAUGAGUGUAUGCUUGUGCGUGCGUGUUUGUGUGUAUGUAUACGUGUUUGUUCACUCAAGGCAUUAUUGUGUCUUGACUGUAUAGCGUUCAGCAUGUUCAUUUGUUCUACGUUAAAACAUCAGUACGUCGGUUCUAUACAAUAAAACUGCUUCUUAUUCUGACGAUGUAUAUAAUCUAACCGAAUUUGCUGUACGUAUGUUCGGGAAAAUGCGUUUCUCCCUUUGUGAAUCCAACCCCUCGUAAUACUUUAAGUAGAAGCUCCUUCUUCCUACUCUUUUUCCUACUAUUAAGAAAAGAAGCUUCCCUAAAGAGGAAACUCCUGUUUCUUAUUAUAUUAUUACACACUAGGACACGUUACUUUGUACUGUUCGCUCUACUGGUUGCUCGUAGUGACGUCGGGACUGUAACAUCACACGGUAACUGCAGUUAGCAUUAUAUAAAAGCUUGGAACAAUUAUAGCUAACACAAUCGUUUGUAAGUUUAUUACUUUUAAUUGCGACAUCAAUUGGACACAAUACGGAAAGUAUGUUCAAUUUUUACGUUUAAAUUUACACACGCGUUUAUUCUUCUGUGUAAGACGAAUUAACAAGCUAUCCAUUUGCAAAGUUAUGAACUCCUUUAAUUAGCAACUAUCAUCGUUAAUAAUCCAAGUUGAUCGUCGAUCUGUAAAUUAACGAUUUGAAAAAAAAAAUUUUACCGCAGCUCGUUUUUCAGAAUUCAUUUUUGCAAGGAAUCGUAGGAUGCCAAUCGAAAUUUAAGAUGCGAAGCAACAAAUCUCUUCCACACGAGGAUUCAUUUAGAGAAACAAUUUGAGACUCUCGAGCAGAUAUACAAUAAAAUCGCUAUUGUUAACUGCCGCAUUACCAUCGUGCUGUUACUAGUUUGCGAUACGUCACUGCCCUUAAUUCUACUUAUUGUUAGGACAGUCAACCAUUUGACUUGGCCGGCAUGUGAGCCAGUGACUAACAUUAUAUCAAUUAUCAUUAUUCUGCACGGCGAGCUAUAUAUUUUUAUACAAUCUUUGAUGAGACCGCGCCACACAUUAGGUAACACUUGUGUAGUCUAUGAACAUUAAAAUUAUUGAACAUUUAA
Molecule: messenger RNA, 2914 nt
Organism: Harpegnathos saltator (Jerdon's jumping ant)
Lineage: Eukaryota; Metazoa; Arthropoda; Insecta; Hymenoptera; Formicidae
Product: cytochrome b561 domain-containing protein 2
Exons: 3
Coding region: 262-984 (240 amino acids)
Molecular function (GO): transmembrane monodehydroascorbate reductase activity
Source: RefSeq, a predicted model, not a curated record